This is a messenger RNA of Scheffersomyces coipomensis, 8014 nucleotides long. It is a transcript of the gene FMP27, whose product is annotated as Fmp27p. The transcript is spliced from 2 exons. The record is from RefSeq and is a predicted model, not a curated record. Bases 1 to 7989 code for a protein of 2662 amino acids. Lineage: Eukaryota; Fungi; Ascomycota; Pichiomycetes; Serinales; Debaryomycetaceae.
AUGACUGAUGGCAAUGGUAAGAGUAUCUCUCCGAUACGAUCAGACUCAAUCAUCUAUUAUGGUACCCUUAUAAUCAUAUCAUGGCUUAUAAUAUGGUAUAUAAUAUACCUCCUAACAGGAUUUCAUCUUCAAUCUAUCACUAUAAAUAAUGGUAUCCUGUUUAAUGGAUUAAGUUUCACCAAUAAAUCAUUCAACUUAUCCAUUAAUUCAUUCAGAUUCAGAUUAUGGGGUAAUACAAGAAUGAUUGUGGUUGAUAAUGUUACCAUUGAUUUUAAACAAAAAUUAUCUUCAACUAAAAAGCAUAAGCAGUCAUCCCAAACCACCACAACAGAAGAUGAUAUAACUUCAGCCAAAAACUUAAUCAUAUACCCAUCCAAUAAAAUAUUCAAAUUCAUAAUACGACAUUUGAUUCAACAUAUUCCAACCAUCGAUAUCGAAGUAAGACAUACUACUUUAAAUUUCCCCCACAUUAAUCAAAUCAUUAAACUUGAUUAUUUAAGAUAUCAAUUGAAUUCACGAUAUAGUCAGAAAUUCAAUAAUAGAAUCAAAUUCCAAACUAAUCUAUUCCUUAAUAGUCUCAAUCAUACCAUUAUUCACGAUGAUAAUAAUAAUAAUCAAGAUCAACAAUCAAAACCAAGUGUGAUGGCUAAUACCAUACGAUUGGAUUUAAACUUCCAGAUUCAUUUAGAUGAUGGUUUAUUAGAUAAUAUCAAAGUUAAACUUGUCUUCAAUGAAAUAAGAGUUCUGAUUUUUAAUUUAUUAAAAUCUUAUCUUGAACACCAUAAAUAUUUCGAAAAUUUUGAAAAUGAUUUAUCCGAACAAUUCACGAGUUUUGAUGACUCUGUCAAUAAUGAUACCCUUAAUCACAAACCAAAACCAAAAGACGAUAAGGAACAAGUUAAAGAUCGUAAAAUAAGAAGAUUCUUACGGAUUUAUAAACAUUUACAUUCAGCAUUAACUGAGUUCUCCAUUCAAUUAGAAAAUUUAAACCUUGUUGAAAUCCCAUUCGCCACUAUUGGAGAAUCAAAAACUUUACAACAAUAUUUUAAAUCAACUAUCACUCCUACAAAUUCAUUAGAUUUGAUCAUCAAGAAUUCAUCUUUCAAUCUUAUUAAAUUACAAAACCAUGCGGCAGGGUUCGAAGUAUUAUUCGAUCCUAAUGAUGAUGUUCCAACCCAUUUAACUGCCUCUUUACAAUUAUUACAACUCCAUUAUACUAAAUUCGUCAAUAAUGGGAAUAAAUCAAAUACAACUUUGGGGGAUAAAAUUAAAAUCUCUGAUGAAAUAAUGAAUAUCCCUAUCAUAUCAAUCACUUAUAAAACCAAUACUUUCGAUCAAUUGAAGAAGGGAAAGGGGUUUAAAGAUUGUGUGAUGGAGUUUUAUUCAUCCACUAGUAAUCCAAUCUUGGAUUUAGAUACCAAUCAAUUAAGUGAAUUGUUUUAUAAUUAUGUGUUGAUUCAAAAAGUUAAGAAAUUAAAUGAUUUAACCAAUAUUAAAGUAUCUCAAUCGUUUAAUACGGAUGAUUUAAUGUUUAAUCAUCGUCAAUUCGCUUAUGGCGAGUCUAGUGAAGAGGAAGAUGAAAUCACGAAAGUUGAUAUCGAUACUAAUGUAAAUGAACGGUCAAACCAGCAACCUCAACAAGAUCAAAAGGAAUCGUCACAAUCAUCUACGUUAAUUCAAGAUAAAUUGUAUAAUCUCCUAAAUGAUUAUUUACCUACUUUGGAUUGUAAGUUGAUUAUGGAACAACCAAGAUUAGUCUUACGUCAUCAUGAUAUACAUUCGAAAAAGAUUCAAUUAUUAAAUUUCACUUAUUCAUUAUUAGAUUUUCAUCUUAUAACUACUUCAUCAAGAAAUUAUGAUACUUAUUGUAAUGUGUUGCAUCCUACCAUAGUAUAUCAUGAAAAAUCUACAUCUUCAACUCCAGAAUCCCCUGCAUCUAGUUCACAUCCUAUCAAUUCAUCUCAUGAAAUUUUAAAGAUAAAGACAAUAGGCUUACAUUUAGAUGUUUUGAAGUCGCUCAAAGUCAAAGCUGAUUUCCAAAUUGAUGAUUUGUUCAUCGAUUUAUCAAAAGUAGAUGUCUUAAUUGGGAUCAACACUUUAUUAAAGGAUGUAACUGGUUUGGCUGAGAAUGAUUUGAAUAUAGGAAUGGUUAAUUCAUAUUUAAAUUCUGCUAUUUUAAAAAUCAAAAAACAAUUGAUCUUUUAUAAUCGAGAUAUUAAUGUUAAUUUCAAUUCAGCUUCUUCUAGUUCAGCAAGUUUGGAAUCGAAGGUAUUCAAACAUUUACCAAAAUGGUUAUUGGAAGUUAAAGCCAAUGUCAAUUCGACUCAAGUUUCAAUUGGUUCAAGAUCGGUCUUGAUUUCAAAGCAGUCCAUUUCAAGAAUAUUCGGAGAGAAUUAUGAUGCUGAUUUUGAUAAGUUGAAUUAUCAAUUAAAGAGCUUGAUUGCGAAGUUUGAUAAUUUAUCCAUUACCGUGGUUAAUCAAAAUGUUUCUAAAUCUGAAGAUGAACCUCUUGGCAAUGGGUUGAUUUCAUCGACAUCUACAUCAAAUAAUGGAUCAUCAAAUUCAACCACCGUCAAAGCAAAACCUUUCUGGGUGGUUAAUUCUAAAAUCACUAAUUUUAAAGUUUCAACAUUAUCAAAUCCAUCAAGUAACAAACAUGAUGCAUUCAUCACAAUUCCAACAUUCACUACUAAAGUCUCAGCUAUAAGAGGAAACAAUAAUUCAAUCAAGCUUGAGUUACAUCUUGAUGAAAUAAAAGGUGCUUAUGAUAAAUAUAAACUAUUCAUUCUAAUAGGGGCGAUAUUCGUCCUUCGUGAAUUUAUUAUCGAACCUGUCCAACUAAUAAAAUCAAAACUUAAAUUAAAGAAUGAUAUAUUAAGAUUCCAGCCAAAAGUAGCUUCUUCAAGGAGAAGUUCCAAAUCUAUUAAAGAUUUGUUGGAUGUUGAAGUUAAGUUGAAUUCAACUGAUUUUGUGUUUCAAUUAAGUGAUGAAAUUAAGAUUAAAAUCCAACAAUCUAGAGCAUCAGUUCAAUUCAGUAGAGGCAUUCUUGUUGUCAAUAAUGAAUUAGGAAGAAUCUUAACCGCUUCGUCUUUGGUUGAUAAUUAUUGGAAUAGAAUUUUAAGUAUUGAUAAUUUCAAAUUUGUCACAGGUGACAAAACAAAAGAUACCAAAUUUGAAAUCAAUACUGAUGCAAUUAGAUUUAUUCAACCUCAUAAAUUUGUUAUUUAUAAAUUAAUUGAUAAUAUCUCAGUGUCGAUCAAAACAGCAAGAUAUUUAUUCAAAUACUUAAAGGAUAAUUCGGCUCGUAAGUCAGCUAUAAUCAAACCCAAUGAAUCAAAAAUUAAACUACCAGCUAUGAGUAUCAAAUCUAAGAGAGUCACAUUUAAUAUGGAAGAUGAUCCAUUUGAAGCUGAUUUAGGUAUGAUUUAUCAAUUAGGAUUGGUAGAGCAAAGGAAAAGAUUAGAGAAAUAUUCAUUAUUUGAUUUGAAAUCAAGUCAAAAAAGAUUAUCAAAAGCUGAACUUGAACAAAAAUUAUCCCAAUUACAAGAAAAUAUUUCAAGUUCUUGGAUUAGAAAAGUUAAAGUUUAUAAAUCUAAAUUACGUCAAGAGUUGGUUGCUAAUAAGAAAUUCCUCUUUGGCAAUGAGCUUAAUAUUGAAAGGUCAAAAAAUAAUGAUGUCAUGCCAUAUUCUCUUCAUGCUCCUUUGUUAUUUGUCAUCAUGGAAACAUUUGAUAUAAGUGUAAAGGAAGCUGAAUUUAGUGCUAACGACUUACCUAAAUUUCUUAAUGAAGUGGGUCAAGGAUUACCAUUGGAUACUAAAUUUUCAUUAUUAUUACCUAUGCAUUUGAAAUUGAAUCUUGCAGAGUUAAGAAUGCAUAUGAGAGAUUAUCCAUUGCCUUUAUUACAUGUUCCAAGAAAUAACGAUAAGAAUCUUCCAAGUCUUUCAUUAGUAGGUCAUUUAGUUAUUGCUGAAGAAUUCGUGACGGCAUUGGAACAUAUCAGAGAAGUGACUGUUCCAUUGAUAGUAUCUAAAAAGAGAAAUAAAUUCGAAUCACUUAUCAUUGAAAGAUCAUUAUCAACAGUUAAACUUUAUUCUGAUUUAGAAUGUAAUUUCGAUUCUGAAUCUCCUUCAAGAUUUGUAUGGGGUCAGUCUUAUCAAUUUGCAAUUCAACAGUUCAUGUUAAAUUUUGAUCAAUUUUCUAAACCUCCAAUUGAUCCUUCACUGAAAUUAGGAUUCUGGGAUAAAUUAAGACUCUUGAUGCAUGGUAGUCUUCAUAUCAAAUCUCGUAAGAGUAUUGAAGUUGGAUUCAAAAGUUCAAGAGAUCCAUAUGAUUUAAUCGAAACUGCUUCUGGGUUUGUAUUGUCAUUUAGGAAGAACGUAGUUUGGAAAGUUAACGAUAGUGGAGAUUCACGAGAAUUCUUUGAUAUUACUUCCGAGAAGGUAUCUUGGUAUAUUCCUAAUUAUUUAGGUGCUCCUUUAGUAUCUUGGACAAGAGAAAGUUCAAAAGCUGUAUCAUUGGCAGAUUCAAAUCAAUUCAUAACCUCAUGCUACGCUUACUAUUUGGAUGACGGUAGUGCAAAUAACAUCAAAAAAGGUACUACUGAUGUAUUCGAAAAGAAUGUUGUCAAUUUAAGUGGUGGUGUCAGUUUUAAGGUCGGGUUCUUAUUACAAAGGAAAAAUGAAGAUGGUGAAAGAGUUGAUAAGUCAAGACCCCAUUAUGACGUUAAGUUAUAUAAUCCAAAAUAUACUUCGGAAGGUCAUGACUCCUAUGCUGGAUUUAGGAGUGAUUAUAUCCAUAUGGCCAUAUCCUUGUAUGCCAAUAAAGAUACCAGUUAUAAUUCAAUUCAUUUAACACCUGGUGUGUUUAAACAUUUCUUCCAUUGGUGGAAAUUAUUUGCCAGUAAUAUGACUUUACCAGUUAGAAGAGGAAUAUUAUUUGGUGAACUAAAAAAGUCUGCAAAAUUUUCGCAGCAUUUAUUUACCAAUAAAUUUAUUUUUGAUUUAAAGGAUUUAUUCAUAUCACAUAUUUAUCGUGAUGAAACUAUUGAUCAUGAUGAGGAUAGAGUUGAAUGUAUUGGUGUUAGAGCUAAAAUGGAUGCAUUCCAAGUCGAUCUUCAUCAAAGGAAAGAACCAAGAUUUGAAGUUCAUGAGGGUUUAUCACGAAAUAAAAAGAUUUUAAAGAUGAAUUUCAAUGUUGGAGAAGUCAGUUUUUCAGGAAUUGAUGUCAGAGUUAUAAGGGCUUCAUUCAAACAAGAGAUAUAUACCAAGAAAACAAAAUACAAUCCCCUGGCUAAUAUAUAUACUAUAUUCGAUGGAGACAAGAGAUGGUUUGAUAUACAAGAUUUUGAAGAAGUCACCUUACCUAGUCUUAAAGAUACUGAGAGGAUAUUCAAUGUUUAUCCACUUCUAUAUGCCAAUUUGUUCACUUAUACGAGAGAUACUCAGCUUGAUCUUCUGAAACUUGAUGCGGAUAUCGAGAUCUUUGGUAAUGAAAAUAUUCAUCCUUGUAAAUUAAAUUCGAAGAACGUUUUCGAACCUCAAAUUAAUGUGUUGAAAAAUAGAAUCCUACAAUUAGAAAGUCACAUCAAACAAAAUAAGUCGAAUGACAAAUUGGUCAAUCAUUUGACUAAGAGAAUUAAGUUUUUGAACGAGGAGAUUCAUUUCAAGAGGAAAAAUUUGGGUCAUUUCAAGAGAACUAUGUCAGUUGCUUCUACUACUUCUGAAAUUAAAGAGAAUUUCCAUAAUAAAUUUACGUUUGUUGGCAUGUUAUUGAAAUGGAAUUUUGAUAAUAGAAAUAAUGUACUAAAAUAUAUUCAUUUUGUUAAACUUAAAAACAGUUUAAGGAAAUACCUAUCUUAUGAUUCUAUUCGAAGACUAGAAAAGAUCAUUGAAAGUAAUGAAUCCAGACUUAAUACUGAUAACAUGUCUUUCAUAUCCCGUGAAUUAACAAGACGUCAACUGGGUGGUAAAGAUACAAUGGAUGACUCUAAGUUGCCGCAGAUCAAAUCGAGUGAUAGAAUGGAGAAAUUUGACCAAAUCCUCAGACGUCAUUCUGCAAAUGAAAGUAUAGCUGAAGAUUAUUUGAUUGAGAUAAUUUCGCCUCAAAUUCAACUUCAAAGUGAGGAAAGUCCUGAUUCGAUUGUUUUGAUUGCAGCUCCAAGUAUAGAUAUGAAAGUAAUUUCAGUUGUUGAAAAAACUUCCAACCAAUUACUAGCAAAACCAGUCGAACUAGAAGCUAGAUAUGGUGUUUUGUUAAAGGAUGCCAGCAUUUUUGUAUUGGAUAAAUCGAUCUUGAAGUCUGAUAGGCUCUUACUUAAUAAAUCUACCUACGGUUCUAAAACAAAUUGGCCACCUUGGUUCGGUAUUGAAAUAUGCAAGAGUGGAGUAUGGGCCGGAAAAGAUAAAUUAUUGAUUGAUAAAACCUCCAUGAUGAUAACAUAUGAUGAUAUUCAGACUAUGGAAAGGAACUGGAAUACAAACAGUAAUGAUGAUGUUGAGUCGAAAAUGACGGCUGAAGAAGAAGAAGCUCUAGCGGAAGAUGUUCUGCAAGAAGUUGAAGGUGCUGCUAGUCGAUUUAAUGUUGAUAUUCCGAAAGUGGUUCUUUCUUCAACAUCUGAUCAAUAUAUUACGUUAUAUGGUAUUGUCUUGAGUUUGUUAUUUUAUUCCGAACCAAUGAGUAAGAGAAUAACUGAAAAAUUAGCCGAAUUAAAGUUUUCGGUUGAUUUCCAAGAUUUACGUGCUUUAUAUGAUCGAUUGGCUGAUUUACAUGACUAUUAUUCCAAAAUGACUUACAUAUCAAGAAAUUAUUCCUUCAGGCAAGGAAAAUUAAGUAACGAAGAUUUGAAUAACCAUCUUGAACUUAAUUUGGAAAAAGGUGAAAUGGUAACUGAGAUAUACUUAUUAUUACAGACUUUAUUGACUGGAGAUAUAUCUCAACAAGAUUCAUCAUCCAAACCACGAGAAUUUUGGUUUAUUAGAGCUGAUGAGAUCAUUUGUCAUUUCUUAGAGAAUGAUCGUACUCCAAUUUUAGAUUUUGCCUUGGCUCGUGGAAAAUAUAAGAGAACUGUUCUUGCUAAUGGAUCUAAUAUAAACCGAAUUGAAAUAGGUAUCUUGCAAGGAUUUAAUUUGAUUCAAAAUGCAACAUAUCCUGAGUUAAUUGAGCCAUACCUUCCAAAAGGUAAAGAAUUUGAUUAUGACAAGAAUUUAAUUGCCGUAGAUUGGACGAUGAACAGAUCAGUAGGAGGUAUUAAGAUUGUUGAGGGACUUGAAAUAUCAUCGCAACCGUUGACCAUCAAAUUAGAUGAAAUAACUGGUGAUAAAUUGAUGAAUUUCAUGUUUUCUGAAAAUGAAGAUGGCGAUAAAGUUUCAAUAACUAACUUGACAAGUAAAAAGAGAAGAGAUGAAGUUGAAGUUGAUGCAGAUGAUGAUUCAGCACCUUUUGGGUUUGUUGAAGAACUAGAAGGUGUUAAUAAAGGUGUUAGAUUCGAUGAAAGCUCAGGAAGUGGUAGUGGAAGUUUUGCUAGGGGAACCCUGUCAAGACAUAUGACUAGAUUAUCUGAAAAAGGAUCUACCUCAACCACAGAAGUAAUAGAAGAUGAAUAUCAAGAACAAAUCAGUGAUAUGCUUGAUAGAUCUAAGACUUACCUCUCAAUCAUUUCCCUUCAAGUUCAUCCUAUCUCAGUUAUGAUUUCAAUUAAAUUAAAUUCAGGGUAUAAGAGAUUAUUAAACGUUCAAGGUUUAUUGAUUGAUUUACCAGAGUUCAAGAUUGAACAAGAGAUUGUAUCGUUUUUGGAAAUCACACAGUUAGCUCAAAAACGCAUCAUCAAGACCUUAUUCAAUCAUAGUGGAAGAGUUAUAAGAAACAAAUUAAGUUCCAAGAAAAAGCAAUCGAAACAAUUGAUGAAACAGCCUUUGACACCCAUCAAGAAGUAUGUUAAAUAUACCUCUAUUUCUGAUCUUAUCGCUACUGAUAAAGAAAAGACUGAAUAAGAAAACUCGACAUAAUAAACAAAUU